CCCCCUCCCUCGCAUUUCAUUUCCCGCUCUGUAAAAACCCUAACCCCUUUUUCAGACACAGAAGAAGAAAACACAGAACCGAAAGAAAUGGGUCAGAAGCAGAAGCACGCUUUGAAAUCAGAUCCCAACGAUGAAACCAAGAAGAAACGCCGUGUUGGAUUUUCCGGCAUAGAUGCUGGGGUUGAAGCCAAAGACUGCAUCAGAAUCUUCCUUGUUUCAAGCAAAGAAGAGUUUGAUGCUCCAGAGAGUUUUAUCAUCAAUCCUGUGGAUUUGAAUAGCUAUUUCGAUGAUGAUGGGAAAAUUUAUGGCUAUGAGGGUUUGAAGAUUAACAUCUGGGUUAGCAGAAUAUCAUUUUAUGCAUAUGCUGAUAUUGCAUUCGACAGUUCCGCUGAUCGAGGCAAAGGGAUAACAGAUCUUAAAGUUGCUCUUCAGGCAAUUUUUGCUGAGACUCUUGUUGAUAACAAGGAUGAAUUCCUUCAAAAGUAUUUGAUGGACAAGGAUUUUGUUAGUAAAAGCAUCUCAACUGGGGAGAUUUUGAAGCACAAAGCUUUCAAGCAUGCUGAUUCGGAUGAUUCUAAUGUUGAGGUUGUGCGUUUGAAAGCAGGCAACAUGGCUACUGGACAACUUUACAGUCAUAUAAUACCCCUUGUUCUUCUCCUUGUUGAUGGUAGCAGUCCCAUUGAUGUUACCGAUUCAAUGUGGGAGCUGUAUGUCGUGGUUCAGAAGAAAACUGAUCAGCAGGGAGAGAUCCAAUGUUUGUUGCUUGGAUUUACUGCCAUUUAUCGAUUUUACCACUAUCCCGAUAACUCCCGAUUGCGUCUGGGUCAGAUACUGGUAUUGCCUCCAUAUCAGCACAAGGGUUAUGGGCGUUACCUUCUCGAAGUGCUCAAUGAUGUUGCUAUAGCUGAAAAUGUUUUUGACCUCACUGUAGAAGAGCCGUUAGAUAACUUCCAACAUGUCCGUUCCUGUGUUGACACACAACGCCUGCUUGGUUUUGAGCCAAUCCAGCAUUUAGUUACUAAGGCUGUUUCACUCCUGAAGGAUGGAAAACUAUCAAAGAGAACACAUUCUCCUCGACUUACACCACCUCCCAGUGCUGUUGAGGAUGUAAGGAAACAUUUGAAAAUUACCAAGACACAGUUUCUCAAGUGUUGGGAGGUUUUGAUCUACAUUGGCCUCAAUCCUAUUGACAAGUACCUGGAGAACUUUGUCAGCGUUAUUUCUGAACGUGUGAAGUAUGAUAUUUUGGGGAAAGAUUCUGGGACUGCUGGGAAGCAACUUAUUGAAGUUCCUUGCAAUGUCAAUGAGGAGAUGUCAUUUGUCAUGUUCAAAUCAGGGGCUGGUGAAGAUAUUGCUGUACAGAUGGAUGACAAUCAGACAAGCCAAGAAGAGCAACUCCGAAAGUUAGUUCAGGAUAGGGUGAAGGAAAUUCAGUUGAUUGCUGAAAAGGUAACCUCGCCUCUUGGGAGUUCAGAGGUGGCUAAUUGAGUUUGACCUUCGUCAAUGUGAACUUCGGUACUUCCUGCUGACCAAUUUGAGUUUGGUUUCACAAUCAGAGAAAUUGUUAUCUUGUUACACAUUUUUACAUUGGCAAAGAGAAAACAAAAACUCGUUUGAGGCAGUCGGUACUGUUUUAGGCUGUUCUUGUAAUUUUCGUAUCAUAGGCUGUGAAGGAACCAUUUGAUGUAGCCUUGAGCUAUUAUAACUGAGAUUAAUUUUCGGAAACAUAGAAGUUGAUUGUCGAUAUCAAAGUUAUGUCUUUUUCAAAUUUUUCUGCUUCUGUUAGAUUGGUACAUUGAAGGAGUUCUAGGUUUUUUUUGGUACUUGUGAACAUCAUUUAGAUUCAUUAUUAACUAGAUCCUGUUUGGAUAAA
Molecule: messenger RNA, 1873 nt
Organism: Medicago truncatula (barrel medic)
Lineage: Eukaryota; Viridiplantae; Streptophyta; Magnoliopsida; Fabales; Fabaceae
Product: histone acetyltransferase type B catalytic subunit
Exons: 10
Coding region: 88-1488 (466 amino acids)
Biological process (GO): subtelomeric heterochromatin formation
Cellular component (GO): nucleus
Molecular function (GO): histone acetyltransferase activity
Source: RefSeq, a predicted model, not a curated record